AUCCACUGCUGUGUUUCGGUUUGGCUUUCCUCGAGAGUGUAUGAAAUAUAAAUUUGGUUCAUGGACACAAGCCCUACCACAAAUAGUGGCAGGCCAGGCUGUGUAAUUUGUUUGCCGCAAAUUUAAACAUAUAGUUCCUAACCUGAGUCUCGUUUCAAUCUGACUACCAGAAUGAUCUGAUUAGACAAGACAUUCAAUACAUGGACUUCUAGUAUGAUGGUGAAAGAAUUUUGAGUAGCCGCUUUCGUUAUUCUUAUAUAACAUAACUGAACGGUGGUGAACAUAGGUAUUCGUUAACUGCUUGUUAUGUGUAUGUAUGUAUUAAGCGGUUCUGUUUACAUUUUUCGCCAAACAAAAACAAACAGUGCUCCAGAUGCACAUUUGUCCUUUUAAUGUUGCAACCUCAUAGUAUCAGGAGCGUUUUAAGAAGAUUAUUUUCGCUCGUAAAUGUAUUUGAAAAAAGGGUCAAAAACUUAGGAUCGACAGCGAGAUCUCGAAAAUAUCGUCAGACGGUAUGCUGAGUAAAUGGAAAAACAAAUUCACUUCGCAAGAAUUCGGAUUAACUCAUAAGGAUCCUGAGAUAUUUGUGAUAUGUCAAUGGCAACAUAAAAACACCCCGAGUAUAUGGUACUUGCUUUACAGAUGGCUGGUAGUGAUAUAUUUCAUCACAACAUGGCUAUUAUCAAUAUUAAUCGUGAAAACUAAGACUGAUAGUUAUCAAUUGAAAUGGCUUAUAUAUCUUACCCAUUGGGGCUACACAACCUGUACAUUCCAGGCCCUUUUGGCUGCAUUUAUGCUAACCUCCUGUGUAUUAGCACACAAGAAGAAACCAUACAAGCCUUCUAAAGAUGGGGCAUUCACUUGUUAUAAGCUUUAUUGGGCUUUCAACACCAUUGCUACUGUGUUAGCUUGUGUGAUUACUAUUGUAUAUUGGUCAUUUAUAUACAAUCCUGCAAAAAAUCCUUUGGAUGUUAUGAAUUUUAUCCUUCACGGUAUGAACACGGUGUUAAUGUUAUUUGAUUUUUGGCUUGUUUCGCACCCAACAAGGAUUGCUCAUUGUAUUUAUCCCAUGAUGUUUGUAACUGUUUAUGCAAUAUUCUCUGUCAUCUACUACUUAGCAGGAGGUACAAGUAGAGAUGGAACCGACUACAUAUACCCUAUUUUGAAAUGGGAGUUGCCGUUCCGAACUCUCCUAGUUUGUGCUGGAGUUGGGAUAUUUAUCUUCGCUCUACAAACAUUUUUUUUCCUCAUGUAUUUGCUCAAAAAGAGGGUGCACAAAAAGUUAGGUCGCCGAAAGAGUAUUGAAUUAAAUUCUAGUUCUCCAAGAUGUGAUGGUUACGUCAAUGAGGCUGUGAUAGCUGGAGACGAAGUGUAGGAACAUACAGCUAAGGAAAGUGUUGAUUGAUAUUAAAUGUGUAGACUCAGAAA
Coccinella septempunctata (seven-spotted ladybird) is the source of this 1428-nucleotide messenger RNA. Its product is annotated as protein rolling stone-like. The record is from RefSeq and is a predicted model, not a curated record. Gene Ontology annotation, cellular component: membrane. The transcript is spliced from 6 exons. The coding region runs from base 515 to 1375 and encodes 286 amino acids. NCBI's taxonomy places the organism in Eukaryota, Metazoa, Arthropoda, Insecta, Coleoptera, Coccinellidae.